GUAGGAGUAGAUCGAAUAGCAUGAGCGAAUGGGGCAUACUGUGACCGGUCUGCCAUUCCUCUCUUCCACAACGGCCAUCAUCUUUUGGUAUACCCGCGACUCUGAGGACCGCUCUCAGACGCCUCGUUGAACUGCGCGGUCUUUGACAAUGGUGACUACGCCAGGCUUGCCCCCAGCUCUGCUUGCUCAGGUCCCCGUCUCGCAACCGGCGCACCUCGAGGGCGAUAACUCUCUAGCCACUGAGAUUCUCCCGGGACCGCCCUCUGUCCAGUCAGCUAGACUGGCGGCGCUGAAGCGCGAUCCCCAUAGCAAAAAGGCGCAGUACUUGUAUCUGCCAGCAGCCGAUCCUGGAACGAGUUAUGCUGGCAUCGCCGGCUUCGGCUUCGCUAACGAAGUCGACGAGCCCGUUGAGACCAACGGUAAACGCUCAAAGACUGCGGCAGGGUCCUCUACCCGUGCCCAGCGUGCCUCUGCUCGUCACCUCACCGCCGCUCCCCGACCCAUUGACGAAAAUCCGCCGGAGGAGCCCAUGACCCAGCCGAUCGCCCCUGCGGAGCUCGAAGCCAUCGCGGCCGACGCCUCGCAACCGUCACGAUCACAUUCCGUCGAAGCGCCCGCCGCGGACGCCUCUGCCAGCGCGCCCGCGCGCCCGAAGGGCCGGCCCAAGGGCAAGGGCAAGGACCGGGACACGAGCCAUGCUGUGAAAGAGGAGUCGAAAACGGUGUCGCCCGAGCCUCCGGUGCACGCGCAUCGGAACGAGGACUACUGCUCUUCGUGCCAUUCCGGUCAAACCUCGGGCGGGGCCUCCUUCGUAUACUGCGACGGCUGUCCCCGCGCAUUCCACAUAUCCUGUCUCGAUCCGCCGAAAUCCUCGAUAGACGAAGAGCGCUGGUUCUGCGUAUCUUGUACGGCGAAGAUGAACCCACCACGUAAAUCACCCCCGCAUAUGCUGUCAUCGAUUAUCGACCUUGUCGAGUCGAGCAACGCCACUGAGUUUCAACUCCCGGAGAGCAUUCGAACCUACUUCAAAGACGUGACGACGGGCCCGAGAGGCAUGUAUCUGGAGACCACGUCGGUCAAGCCACAUCGUCCCAAUCGGCAGGGCCAGCUGGAAGAACGAGAUCCAUAUCGACUGCGCGAUCGGAACGGAAAUCCUGUUCUUUGCUACGCUUGUGGAUUGUCCGCAUUGCCCGACGGCACCGUCAACCGCGCUGAUGCGCCUGAGCAACCUUCCUCUGCCUCUGCAGUCUCGCAACAGGCGCGAUGGAAGAGCAUCGUAUCGUGCGACUUCUGCUCCUCCCACUGGCAUUUAGACUGUCUUGACCCGCCGGAGGCCAUGCCACCGUUGUCGAAGAAAUGGAAGUGCCCGAACCACGCAGAUAGAAUUGUGAGGCCUAAGAACCGGAUACCCAAGGACGCCAAAGACGAGGAGAUCCUGCACACAGGACAGUUCAACAACGGGAAUAUCGAGAUCGUGCCCAUGGAGCGCAAUACGAGCCAACAGUCUAACAAGAUGGACGUAGACGAGCUCACGAUCAACGGCAGGAGAUAUCGAGUGCCAGAAAAGGUCAUCGUCCUCGACUUUUGGAACAAAGUGGCGACCAAUCCUCCGAGAGAUGAUCCUCACUUGGAUUCCUCGUCUCCUCUCACAUCUUGCUCUGCGCUCAGUGAAGAGAUUAAGGAUCAUUCAGUCGCCUGUAGUCCGCCUCCACAACCUAGCAGAAGGGACGAGCUGGAACAAUUUGCGCAGCUGCUUUCCAGCAUGCCGCAGUUGUCCGUGUCGUCUGCUCAGCCACCCCCUCCCGCCCCACCACCUGCUGCUCAACCGCCGGGUCAACAGGGGCCUCAGGCAUACCCGUCUUUCACUCCGUGGGGCCCCAACCCCUCACCUCCUGCAUUCACGCCAUGGCCUUCAUUGAUACCGCCACUUAUGCCUGCUGCUUACCCACCCGUCCCGCCUCCCGCGCCUGUGCCAAAAGAGUCAAGCGCCAGAGGACGCUCCGCGAAGAGUCAAGGGAAGCAGCGCCAACAAGCGCCGAAACCCGUAGUUCCUCAAGCAAACCAGGACAUCGUCUUCCAUCCUCAACCUUUGCCUGCACCCGUGGCAGUAGCCAAUGGCACCGCACCACGCAUCAUAGGCUACUCGAACGAGGUGAAGGAGGUGCAGAAUGCAACCGGCGUCCGCAAACGCAAGAAACCGACACCUUUAUCUGUACCACCGAGCACGAGAGAGCUGCGCAGAAAGUCGGUUCCAGCGAAGGAGAAAGACCCCGACUCGUCUCUGUCGAGCCUGUCCUCCUUGGAAGAUCUCCAAGACCGCAAGCCGGACAUCACUGUGGAGUCUAUCUCUGCCACUGCGAUCACGGCCCGGCAGAAGGCCUCUGCCCAACCGGCCGCUGUACCUGCACCGGCAGGCUCUGGACCACGUCAGGUGAACGGACACGUCGCUGGUUCCAAUGGAGCGGUCGCCCCAUCGGCGACCGCGCCCGCGCCGACGCAGGGUGCGCAGGACGAGAAGAAGACGCGGGGUGCCCGAAAGCGGAAGGAGCGGACGGAUGAGGACGGCGCUCACAUUGGGUGGCGGUCCAAGGCGAGCCCGGGCGUCCAGAAGGCGAAGGAGGCGCGGCCUGUGAGCGCGAAGGAGAAGAAGGCUUCGCGCCCGGUCUCGGGCGCAGCGUCGGCGGAUGCGAAGGCGACGCCCUCCGCCCCGCCGACGCCGUCGCUGAAGAUUCGGUUGCCGCGGUUGACGAGCCUGAACGCUUCAGCUUCGAUUGUGACUGCGCCGCCAGUAUCUCAGCCUGCCGUCGAGGCGCCCAGCCGUUGAGGCGGAUGGGUCUAUGCAUAAGUAUGGGUCUGAUCAUGAUGGACAUGUUCCCUCCAAUAGCGCUAUACGCUUUCCUUGCAAGCAUAUUUAUGCGUAUGAGUACACACAGCAGGAUACUUGUAAUCGCCCAUGCAUUUUAGAUCGUGUAUGUGUCUAGGUUGUCUACACUGACCAUGCGAUGAC
Schizophyllum commune H4-8 is the source of this 3007-nucleotide messenger RNA. RefSeq lists its product as uncharacterized. Gene Ontology annotation, cellular component: Rpd3S complex. Lineage: Eukaryota; Fungi; Basidiomycota; Agaricomycetes; Agaricales; Schizophyllaceae. The record is from RefSeq and is a predicted model, not a curated record. The transcript is spliced from 13 exons. Gene Ontology annotation, biological process: regulation of transcription by RNA polymerase II. The coding region runs from base 149 to 2824 and encodes 891 amino acids.